Molecule: messenger RNA, 3971 nt
Organism: Xenopus tropicalis (tropical clawed frog)
Lineage: Eukaryota; Metazoa; Chordata; Amphibia; Anura; Pipidae
Gene: cry1
Product: cryptochrome circadian regulator 1
Exons: 14
Coding region: 790-2613 (607 amino acids)
Cellular component (GO): cytoplasm; nucleus
Source: RefSeq, a predicted model, not a curated record
UGCGCGCUCACUUUUCCUCGUAACACCAAGCCGCUAGUCAACGUGACUAUCCGGGUACUUGCGAGGGGCGGCCAAUCUAAGGCAGAGCUCCUCCCCUAUAGCUAAGGGGGCGGGGAUUCGGUCACCGGCAAGUCUGCACAAAUCCAGCGGAGGGUACGCGCAAUAAUCGGUUUUGUGUACCCGCUUACACGGGGAGCAGCAGUGCCGGUGGAAACGCCGUACGAAUCCGGGUGAAGAAGGUUAUAUAACUACUGCGACGCGCCCAGAACGCAUUCCCUCAGCGAGCACACUGCAGAAACGUGAGCUGUGAUGAGACACUUGACGUUGUGGAACCAAUGAGCUAGCGGAGUGUAGGAGUGGGGCGUGGCCUGAGGGAUGUGUGGUGUGGUGUGGUCUGAGGCUCUAUACGCACUUGGCUGAGGGAGCCGGAUACGGUGGCAGGGUUUUGGGAAGGCUAACUUCUCGGUCGGUCUUUACUCCCUUUCGGAACUGCGUGGAACUGAUCUACUCCUUCCCUGUACUCGCACCAUGUUACAAACGUCCCUGCGGUCUUCCCAUUUAUUCUCACUAUCUCUCCGGUGCAUCCCUUCCCCACAGGGGCGCAGAGGCUGAAACAACAAUUAGUGAUUGCCCCCCCGUGUCUACUUUCCCCACCCCUACCCAAAUUCCUGUAACAUUAUGACCCUGGUCUGGACUUGAUCUUCAUUUGAAUUAUUUGGUGUGGGUUUAUCAUUUUUUUCCCCUGAUUGGAAUUUUUACAUUUUUUAUUUUGCUGGGGUAUCUGGAAAGAUGGGGGUGAAUGCUGUGCACUGGUUUCGGAAGGGCUUGAGACUCCAUGACAACCCAGCUCUGCGGGAAUGUAUCCAAGGGGCUGAUACUAUCAGAUGUGUCUAUAUCCUCGAUCCCUGGUUUGCUGGAUCUUCCAAUGUGGGAAUCAACAGGUGGAGAUUUCUGCUGCAGUGUCUGGAAGACCUUGACGCCAAUCUGCGGAAGUUGAACUCGCGAUUGUUUGUAAUCCGUGGGCAGCCUGCUGAUGUAUUUCCUCGGCUCUUCAAGGAAUGGAAAAUCACAAAGUUGUCGAUAGAGUACGACUCUGAGCCAUUUGGGAAAGAACGGGAUGCAGCUAUCAAGAAGCUUGCCAGUGAGGCUGGCGUGGAGGUCAUUGUACGCAUUUCACAUACCUUGUAUGACUUGGACAAGAUUAUCGAGCUGAAUGGUGGCCAGCCACCGCUGACCUAUAAGAGAUUUCAGACUUUGAUCAGCAAAAUGGAACCUCUGGAGAUUCCAGUAGAAACCAUCACAGCUGAAGUCAUGGAAAAAUGCACCACCCCUGUGUUGGAUGAUCACGACGAGAAAUAUGGAGUUCCUUCCUUGGAAGAACUAGGCUUCGAUACGGAAGGACUGCCAUCUGCUGUGUGGCCAGGAGGCGAAACAGAAGCUCUUACUCGCUUAGAGAGGCACCUGGAGAGGAAGGCAUGGGUUGCAAACUUUGAACGGCCCCGGAUGAAUGCCAAUUCCCUCCUUGCAAGUACUACAGGACUUAGCCCCUACUUGCGGUUUGGAUGUCUGUCUUGUCGUCUGUUCUACUUUAAGCUUACUGAUCUGUAUAAAAAGGUAAAGAAAAACAGUUCUCCCCCACUGUCUCUUUAUGGGCAGCUUCUGUGGCGUGAAUUUUUUUACACUGCGGCCACAAACAACCCUCGGUUUGACAAGAUGGAGGGCAACCCCAUAUGCGUCCAGAUUCCUUGGGAUCGAAACCCAGAGGCGCUAGCCAAGUGGGCAGAGGGACGGACCGGGUUUCCCUGGAUCGAUGCAAUCAUGACGCAACUGCGUCAGGAAGGUUGGAUUCACCAUCUGGCUCGUCAUGCCGUGGCGUGCUUCCUCACCAGGGGAGAUCUCUGGAUUAGCUGGGAGGAAGGCAUGAAGGUAUUUGAGGAGCUGUUACUGGAUGCUGAUUGGAGCGUGAAUGCAGGGAGUUGGAUGUGGCUCUCCUGCAGUUCAUUUUUCCAGCAGUUUUUUCACUGUUACUGCCCUGUUGGAUUUGGAAGAAGAACUGACCCCAAUGGAGAUUAUAUCAGGCGUUAUUUGCCUAUUCUGAAAGGCUUUCCCCCAAAGUAUAUUUAUGACCCAUGGAAUGCUCCUGAGACAGUCCAGAAAGUAGCAAAGUGCAUCAUUGGAGUGAAUUACCCCAAACCAAUGGUAAACCAUGCUGAAGCAAGCCGCCUGAACAUUGAGAGGAUGAAACAAAUAUACCAGCAGCUGUCUCGAUACAGAGGACUGGGUCUUCUUGCAUCAGUGCCUUCAAAUCCAAAUGGGAAUGGGAAUGGUGGGUUGAUGAGUUAUUCUCCAGGAGAGAGCAUGUCUGGUUGCAGCAACAACGGAGGAGGUCAGAUGGGAGUGAACGAAGGGAGUUCUGCCAGUAAUCCAAACGCUAACAAGGGAGAAGUGCAUCCUGGGACUUCAGGACUUCAGGGAUACUGGCAAGGGAGCAGCAUUCUACAUUACAGCCACAGCGACAGCCAGCAGUCUUACUUAAUGCAAGGCAAGCGCCCAAAUCCAGAAGAAGAGACUCAGAGUAUUGGACCCAAAGUCCAACGGCAAAGCAGCCAUUGAAUUGAUUUUGUGAAUUUCACCAUAACCAAAAGAGAGAACGCUUGAUUGUAUGCACAGUACUGGCUGCCUCUGGAAAUGUAAAGAUGGACACUAUUAAGGAAACAUCCUUUUCUUACAAUAUGAAAAACAAAACCCUGAUCUUUGUGUGAUCCUGUUGUCAGUUAAUCAGUCUGUGAGAGCUUCGUUUAUCUCUGCAUUUCUAUAGUUUUUAUCUCUGAGAUAUUUCACUAAACAGUUUUGUACAUAGAACUGUAAUUAUUUUGUGAUGCUUGCUUACAGACAUGUAAAUACAAAUAUACCCAUGAACUAGUCAUAGACUGUGCAUUAUAUUUUUGAUAAUAAAUGCUUUAUGGAGACAGAUGACAUGAAAUCCCUGUAUAGUUCACUUUUUUAUGUAUAUACUAAGGAGACCUGCUCAUUAAAGCCUGUGGCAUGUCUGCCACCUUUCAGCUGCCCCUGCCCGUAUCAUUAUCAUUGUCACACUCUGUGCCAUGGUAUCGUAAAGAUCAAAACCACCAGCAGAAAGGCUUAGGGAGGAAAUAUAAGUGGGGGAAAGACACACAUACAGACAAGACAAGGUAGGCACCUUUUGUAGAAGCAAUGGAAAGGUCUGUAAAAGGAAUAUCAUAAACAGACAUUACUUAAUAUUUCUAUUAAACUAACGUAAAGGGGAAUAUAUAAACAUAUUCUAUCAAACCGCUAAAGAGGACAUGUCCAUUUAACCACAUUUGUGCCUAUUUCACAUUCAGUCCAUGCACCAACUGUGGUUCUUCUGGUUUGUAUAACAAGGCCUAGUUAGCCUAGUUAGUGGCGUAGGUGCAAUGCAUGGGAUGAUAACAGCCUAGUGUUCCAAAGCCACAGGACCCACGAGACUGACAAAUGUACAUUUCCCUGUAUAUCGUGCACCAUUUUUCCUUUUUUGUUUGUAUCUGUUUUAUUUAAAGGGGGGUGGUGUAUGCAGGAAUAUUGUUCCAAAUGUUUAUCAUCUUUUAACCGCCACUAGGGAAGACUAAAGUGUAUUUAAUGAAUAGGUCCCAAAAUCUGUUUGUUUAUAUUUUUUGUUUGUUUUUAUAAUGUUUUUGUAGAUUUUCUGUAUUGUAAAUUUGAUUUCUUAUGUCGCUGACGUAGCCUAGCCCUUUCGCUACCCGGCGCAACCAACACAUAAAUAUACUGCCAGCCUGGCCGGGGGGGCGAAUGGGUUCUGUCUGUGUGUAAGUAAAUCAGAGCUGUAUGUAUCACAGGCAUGCCAAGCUCCCCUCGGAGACCCUAAAGCUCUUGUGUAUCAUCCCCUGUUUGUACUACCUGCUGCCUUUUUCAUUUUUAAGAAAACAUUCCUUCUAAUAAAAUGAAAAAGCAAA